This is a messenger RNA of Auxenochlorella protothecoides, 2859 nucleotides long. RefSeq names its product Phosphoenolpyruvate carboxylase 1. Gene Ontology annotation, molecular function: phosphoenolpyruvate carboxylase activity. The coding region runs from base 1 to 2859 and encodes 952 amino acids. The transcript is spliced from 3 exons. NCBI's taxonomy places the organism in Eukaryota, Viridiplantae, Chlorophyta, Trebouxiophyceae, Chlorellales, Chlorellaceae. The record is from RefSeq and is a predicted model, not a curated record. Gene Ontology annotation, biological process: carbon fixation; tricarboxylic acid cycle. Gene Ontology annotation, cellular component: cytosol.
AUGAGCCUCCUCAGCACCAGGCGGGACGGCUUCGCCACCGCCCUGUCCAUGUCCAAGGACGGCCCCUCCGCCUACGCCCUGGAGGUCAACCAGGCCCUCCUGAAGGAGGACGACGACCUGCUGCGCCAGACCUUCCUGUCUGUCUUCCGCCACCACCACCCCCAGCUGGCCAACAAGGUGGAUGUCAUCUUUGCGCUCUCCCAGGCGUGGUGCAUGUCUGAGAGCGACGACGACUUCGACAUGCUGGUCAAGAGGCUGGAGACCCUGAAGCCCGACGAGCACAUCCUGGUGGCCAGCGCCUUCUCGCAGCUCCUCAACCUGCACAACCUGACCGAGGAGAUCGUGACGGCGCGUGUGGAGAAGGCGGCGCGCCUGGGCGAGGUGGAGCAGAGCACGCGGUCCACCAACAAGUCGCUGGAGCGCCUUGUGAACGAGCUCGGACAGAACCCGGAGGACAUCUUCAAGGCGCUGUGCCGCCAGCGCGUGGACAUCGUGUUCACGGCCCACCCCACCCAGGCCAUCCGCCAGUCGCUGCUGAAGAAGUACCAGAAGAUCCGGAGCGAGAUGGACGCACUGCACAACACGCGCAUGACGCCCUACGAGCGGCUGGAGUGCCUGGACGAGAUCAAGUCCCAGAUCCAGGCCGCCUGGCGCACCGACGAGAUCCGGCGCAAGAAGCCCACGCCCCAGGACGAGUCGCGCCAGGGGCUGAGCUACUUCCACGACACCAUCUUCCACGGCCUGCCCGUGUUCCUGCGCCGCAUCGACACCGCACUGAAGAACAUCGGGCAGCCCAUGCUGCCCCUGGACACGAAGCUCUUCAACUUUGGCGCUUGGAUGGGCGGUGACCGCGAUGGCAACCCCUUCGUCACCGCCGCCACCACACGCGACGUGGUCCUGGGCGCGCGCCUGUCGGCCACCAUGCUGCUCCAGAGCCAGAUCAGCCGGCUGGUAUACGAGUUGUCAGUCUGGCGUGCCAGCGACGAGCUGACCGCCGCUGCCGCCCGGAUCCUGGAGGCGCGCAAGGAUGGCCUGUACGCGCACACCACGCGCGAGUCGUAUGAGACUGAGUUCGGGUCGGUGCGCGAACCCUUCCGCGUGGUGCUGUCGGAGAUCCGGGAGCGUCUGAACAGCACCAGCACCACGCUGCGCUACCUCAUGUCGCACCCGCACCUGAACGUGAAGGAGACGCUGGACAACGACCCGGGCGCGUACUCCGACGCGGAGGCCAUCAUCACCCCCCUCAUGCUCUGCUACGACUCGCUGGUGGCCACGGGGGACAGCACCAUUGCCUUCAGCGAGCUGACCGACGUCAUCCGUCAGGCCCAGACCUUUGGCCUGCACCUCUGCCAGCUGGACAUCCGGCAGGAGAGCACGAAGCACGCCGAGGCCAUCGACGCCAUCACCACCUACCUGGGCCUGGGCUCCUUCAAUGCCUGGGACGAGGCCCAGCGCACCGCCUUCUUACUGAAGGAGCUGGAGGAGCGGAGGCCGCUCCUCCCCGCCGACCUGCCCAUGAGCGAGGAGGUGGCCGACGUCAUCGGCACCUUCAAGAUGCUGGCCACCCUGCCCUCCGACUCCCUGGGCGCCUACAUCAUCUCCAUGGCGCACACCGCCUCCGACGUCCUGGCGGUGCUCCUCCUCCAGAAGGAGUGCGGCAUCCGGGAGACGCUGCGCGUGGUCCCCCUGUUUGAGACCCUGGACGACCUGGAGUACGCCGAGACCGCCAUGGAGCAGCUGUUCGGCAACGCCUGGUACCAUGCACACAUCGCGGGCGCGCAGGAGUGCAUGAUCGGCUACUCCGACUCGGGCAAGGACGCGGGGCGCCUGGCCGCCGCCUGGGGCCUGUACGAGGUGCAGGAGCGCCUGGCAGCCGUGGCCGCCAAGUAUGACGUCCACCUCACCCUCUUCCACGGCCGCGGCGGGACCGUGGGACGCGGCGGCGGCCCCGCCCACCUCGCCAUCCUCUCCCAGCCGCCCAAGACCAUCAGCGGCACCCUCCGCGUCACCGUGCAGGGCGAGGUGAUGGAGCAGCAGUUUGGAGAAAAGGAGAUUGCCUUCCGCACCAUGGACCUGUACACCUCGGCGGUGCUGGAGGCAACGCUGGCGCCCAUGGAGGAGCCGCAGGCGGUGUGGCGCGAGGCGAUGCGCGAGAUGUCGCGCACCUCCUGCGAGGCCUACCGCGCGGUCGUCCGCCACGACCCGCGCUUCAUCGAGUACUUCCAGACCCUGACCCCUGUGAAUGAGCUGGGGCGCAUGAACAUCGGGUCGCGCCCCGCCAAGCGCAAGGCCCACGGCUCCAUCGACACCCUGCGUGCCAUCCCCUGGAUCUUUGCCUGGACCCAGAUCCGGUUCCACCUCCCCGUCUGGCUGGGCAUGGGCCAGGCCCUGCGCGCCAUGAUCGACGCGGGCAAGCUGGAGCUGCUCCAGGACAUGUACCAGAACUGGAUGUUCUUCCGCGUCACCCUGGACAUGCUAGAGAUGGUGUUCGCCAAGGCCGACCCCCGCGUGGUCACCAUGUACCAGCGCCAGCUGGUGGACGCCGGGCUGCACGCCCUGGGCGACGAGCUCCUCCGCACCUUCUACGAGGCCGAGGAGCUGGUGCUCAAGGUGAUGAAGCACAAGGGCCUGCUGUCCAGCUCCAGCACCGCCUUCCUGCAGCAGAAGCUGCAGCUGCGCGCGCCCUACGUCGCGCCGCUGAACAUCCUCCAGGUCUACUGCCUGAAGACCAUCCGCGACAUCGAGGCGGGGAAGGAGGUGGAUGAGUCGGGCUACAACCCCGUCCCCGCCGCCGUGGCGCUGAUGAGCCGCGACCCGGAGAAGACGCCCUUCGUGGGCGCCGUGGAGGACACCCUGUGA